Sodiomyces alkalinus F11 is the source of this 2338-nucleotide messenger RNA. RefSeq names its product Neutral/alkaline nonlysosomal ceramidase. Gene Ontology annotation, biological process: sphingosine biosynthetic process; long-chain fatty acid biosynthetic process; ceramide catabolic process. The transcript has 2 exons. Gene Ontology annotation, molecular function: N-acylsphingosine amidohydrolase activity. The record is from RefSeq and is a predicted model, not a curated record. Gene Ontology annotation, cellular component: extracellular region. The coding region runs from base 118 to 2238 and encodes 706 amino acids. Lineage: Eukaryota; Fungi; Ascomycota; Sordariomycetes; Glomerellales; Plectosphaerellaceae.
ACGAGCCAGCCACGGCUAGGAUUCACACGUAAUGGGCCCGACAACCUGCACCUCGACACCCUAUACCUCCUCGGGACGGGAAAGGGCGACAUCACAGGCCCCGUGGUGGAAAUCAACAUGAUGGGAUACGCCGAUAUGAAUCAGGUCGGCGGUGGCCUGCGUCAGAGACUUCAGGCGAGGGCGUUUAUCGUCGGUAACCUCGAGAAACCUAGCGAGAGGUUCGUCUACGUCGUGUUAGACACUCUUGCUGGGGACACGGCGAUUCGUUAUGGCAUUCUCGCCGGCUUGGCCGCCCUGGGUCCGGAGUACUCGGUAUACGGACCCCACAACGUGGCCAUCACCGGAACACAUUCCCACGCUGGCCCGGGAGGCUGGAUGAAUUACCUCCUCCCACAGAUCACGAGCAAGGGUUUCCAUAAGCAGAGCUACAAGGCCAUUGUCGACGGCACGGUGUUGGCCAUCUGCAGGGCGCACGAGAGCCUGCAGCCGGGCCGGCUCACUGCCGGGUCGAUCAAGGUGAAGGGGGCCAAUAUCAACCGCAGCCUCUUUGCGUAUCUUGCGAACCCCGAGGGAGAACGGGCCCGGUACAACAUCAGCGGCGGGGAUGACGGCUCGGUGGAGAAGGACUUGACGCUGCUCCGGUUUCAACGGGCGUGGGACAGGAAGAACAUUGGCGUACUGACCUGGUUCCCUACGCACGGCACGUCUCUUUUGGGCAACAACAGCCUCAUUGCCGGGGACAAUAAGGGGGUGGCCGCUGAUCUCUUCGAGAAGAGCGUCCGACGGCGGCACGAUGCGGACGAACUCUUCGUCGCCGGCUUCUCGCAGGCCAACAUGGGAGAUGUCAGCCCCAACGUCCUGGGAGCGUGGUGCGAGGACGGGUCGGGGGAGCGGUGCAGUUUUGAGAACAGCACGUGCGGCGACGGCAAGUGCCAGCACUGUCACGGCAGGGGCCCGUUCUUCCGGGAGCCAGACGAUGGCGCCAAGUCGUGCUUCGAAAUUGGAAAGCGACAGUUCGAGGCCGCCAGGGAGCUGUACGAUCGGCUGGCGAACGCCGACGCGCGUGCUCUGGAUGCUCCGGAUGCCCGGCCGAUCCGCGGCUCGUGGGUCAAGUCGUUCCACGUCUUCCACAACAUGUCGGACUUUGCGUUCCAGCUGCCCAACGGCACCCAUGUCCGGACCUGCCCUGCGGCUCUCGGUUAUUCGUUCGCGGCGGGGACGUCAGAUUGGCCUGGCCAUUUCGACUUUGUGCAGCACGGUUCCAACAGGUCCAACACGUCUCCGGUCUGGAAAGCGGUCUCGGGGUUUCUCAAGGAACCAGGACCGUCCCAGAUGGCGUGUCAUGGCCCAAAGCCGAUCCUGCUCGACGUCGGCGACGUUUCCAGGCCGUAUGCCUGGACGCCAAACGUUGUCGACAUGCAGGUCUUCAGGGUCGGGCAGUUCUUCAUCAUCGUGAGUCCCGGGGAGGCGACUACCAUGGCCGGCCGGCGAUGGAAGCAAGCGGUUCAUGAUGCCGCCGAACGCAUGCUCGCGAACGAGAGAAGCAUAAAGGGGUCUGAUGGGGACAAGCCGUUUGUGGUGCUCGGUGGCCCGGCGAACUCUUACACCCAUUAUAUUACCACUCUGGAGGAGUAUGCCGUUCAACGGUACGAAGGAGCAUCGACUUUGUACGGCCCGCACACGCUGGCAGCUUAUAUCAAUCGUACUCUCCACUUCCUGCCGUCCUUGGGGGCGGCAGGCGACGUAGUCCCUCCCAGACACAGCGGCAGACCAUUCCCACCCGAUAACUCGAACCGGUCCCUGAGCUUCAUCCCCGGAGUGGUGUAUGACAGGGCGCCUUUGUUCCGUCACUUCGGAGACGUCCAAGAGGACGCCGGUGCGGUAUACCGGCACGGCGAUACUAUCCAGGCGACGUUUGUCGGGGCUAAUCCGAGGAACAACUUGCGUCAAGAAGGGACAUUCACGGCAGUGGAGCGUCUUGUGUCGGCUCCAGAGGAGGAGACGGAGGAGUGGCAAGUGGUGCGGGAUGACACCGACUGGAGCCUCGUUUUCCGAUGGAGGCGGCUGAGUGAGGUGCUGGGCACGAGCGAGGUGGAAAUCACAUGGGAGACGGGUUCGGAGGUGGACGCGGUCGAGCCGGGGGUGUACCGGCUGCGUUAUUUCGGCGACUGGAAGUCUGUGACGGGUACGACCACGGGGUUUGAGGGCGUCAGCGGGAGGUUUUGGAUCUUGGAAUGAGGAAGAGUGAGCCAAAGGAUAGUGCUAACGUUUAGAUGAUAGCGAGUGAUUUGAUAGUUGUAAACCUCUAGCGUAAUUUCGACGGUAUGUUCUUCCUCCA